AUGCCUACCGCCAAGCCUAAGUUGGGGAAGCUUACCACUCCCGUCACCGCUACCUUUCCUUCAGAGAUCACAUCGGCAACGCCCAUCUCGGCCGUCUCAUUUACAUUUAAACCUGAUCCAGACUUUCUCAAGACGCCUAUUAGCCCACCCAUGGCCUAUACCGACUUCCUCACCAAGGCUAUGGCUCUCAACUCCCCAGCUACGAGCUCAGGGCAGACCACCCCAGACUCGCUCCCAGAUACGGCGACUAGCGAGGAAACCGACACCUCCAGCAAGAGUGAAGAAGGCACUCCUCCGACUUCAGCUUCAAGCACUACAAAGAAAUUUGCCCGUCCAACUCCCCCAGCGACGGCUCCUAUGGUGCCCCCUAGUCCCUUCACCUGCUCCACGCCUAUGUCUGCUCCUCCCACUGGCCCUGCCUGUUUCCCCAGCCUCAAGGUGCCUCCCAGUCCCAGCGUCUCUAAUAUUGACUCGCCAUUGAGCGCAAGCACCGCUCGAUCACCCUUCAGUGCCAGACCGGUCCAUUCAGUGUUUGACUGGGACGCUGCUCUCAAGGCUCGCCUACUAGAGAAGAAGCAGAAGGCCUCACGGACAAGCGUGCGACACAUCCGAGAGGUAGUGACAAGAACUGUCACAUACACACCCAGAAUGGCACCAGCACCAAAGGGCAAGAGACGAAAGGUGGAAUAA
Fusarium redolens is the source of this 690-nucleotide messenger RNA. RefSeq lists its product as uncharacterized. Lineage: Eukaryota; Fungi; Ascomycota; Sordariomycetes; Hypocreales; Nectriaceae. The transcript has a single exon. Bases 1 to 690 code for a protein of 229 amino acids. The record is from RefSeq and is a predicted model, not a curated record.